Molecule: messenger RNA, 735 nt
Organism: Caenorhabditis remanei
Lineage: Eukaryota; Metazoa; Nematoda; Chromadorea; Rhabditida; Rhabditidae
Exons: 5
Coding region: 1-735 (244 amino acids)
Source: RefSeq, a predicted model, not a curated record
AUGCCCAUGAACAUUGGAAAGCUUGACAUACACUUGUCUGACAGAGUGUCAAUCGAGUUUUCAGAUCCAAUAAUAGAAGAAAAUAGAAGAACUACAUACGCGAAUUGGCCUUAUGGAUCUUAUUAUACUCUCAAGGGGAUUUCAGAAGCUGUGAACGAUAUCGGAAUAGUUUUUUCAAAUCCAAACAUAAAGAUAACUAGACUUGUUCUAGACAUGGGUUAUAUUGAUCCGGCAAAACAAGAGUUCCAAGCAAACUUCGUACAAUGCUUGAAGUCUAUGAUGUCAUCUCUUCCACACCAAAUUCACGUCGAAUAUGUACUUUUGAAUUGCAUUGAAAUUCUUCCAUUUUUAAAAGCCGAAAAGUUAAAGUGGAUCAGUUUGGCAGGGGAAAGUACCGAUGAUUCCCUCUACGAAAUUGCCCAUCUAGAACAAAUUAAACGUGUUCCAGGUAUUCGAAUUUUACACAUGUUGGAUCAUAUGCCAUUUGAUCUUAUACCGAACACUUCAAAGUUUUCACUAUUCGUAAGGAACUUUUCGAAAUCUGAUUUCACUAGAUUUGUCGAGCAGAACCUGCAAGAAGAGAACUUUAAGUUUGAAUUUCUUUCGAAACAUCACGCUGUGAAAACCGACGAUGGACAUUUGAUUGCAACACUCGAAGGACCAAAAUUCAAGAAUACUGUGGAAGUUGGAGGAAUCGAAGGAAAGGAAUCAGUUGUAUUCAGAAGAACUACUUGA